Messenger RNA from Dracunculus medinensis (Guinea worm), 1062 nucleotides. The record is from the annotation of a GenBank genome assembly. NCBI's taxonomy places the organism in Eukaryota, Metazoa, Nematoda, Chromadorea, Rhabditida, Dracunculidae.
AUGUAUCUUUUGCCAUAUAGAAUGGGUUUAUGCCGUGUACCACUGCGAAACAUUCAGUCGUUGAAAUUGAUGCAGACAAGCGCACAAAGUAAGUCAGCUGCGAAAACGCCUAUUCAAAUUUGGGGUUGGAAUUAUCUGAUGAGACAAAGAGCGCUAAAGCGCCCAAUCAGCCCGCAUCUUCAAGUAUAUAAACCGCAGCUAACCUGGAUGGUUUCUGGCUUUCAUCGUAUGACUGGUUGCGCAAUGGCAGGUACUCUGUUGAUUGGAGGAGUUGGCUUUGCAUUACUUCCAUUAAACUUCACGAUAUUCAUUGAAUUUAUUCGUGGAUUGGGAUUACCAUGGAUUAUAACAGAUGCUUUUAAAUUUAUUAUUGCUUAUCCGAUUGUGUUCCAUACUCUUAAUGGCAUAAGAUUUAUUGCAUUUGAUUGUGCUUUAGGAACUGAUAUUGCAUCGAAAAUGACUAUUGUUGAUGAUCAACAUAUAGUAUCGCCGAAUUGUUCCACUGGCUCAGAUCAUGCAGUUUUAUCAAAUGAAACAAUGGUCCGCAAAAGUGACAUUACAGUUGAACCGCUUUGUGAUUUUGAGUUGGAGAAAUAUUCUGUGCGGGGUUUUGUUGUUGACUAUAUAAAUUACCGAUUAGCGGAAGAAGGUUUGGAAUGGUAUGAGCGACCAGAAAUAGCUGAACAUGAUCUCCCAGAAUAUGAAGCCAUGAGGUUUUUAGCAAAACUAUUUGAAAAAAAUCAUAAAAGAGAAUUAGAAAAGAUGGUCUUCGAAUUAAUUGGAGAUGACCAAUAUAUAUUUCAAGCUCGUUAUAUCGAGCUUGUUAAAAAUUUUUGCCUGGUUGGUCCAGAAAAUAAGAUGACUUACGCUCGUUUAAUUGCUCUAAUCGCAUUUUGCGGCCUGUUUGCAGUUCAUAUGGCGCAAAAUAAUUGUCGUGAUGCAAUCUCUUCCAUCGCUUUAUAUACAUGGAAAUAUUUACAGCACCGAAUUCAUAUGACUUGGUAUCAAGAUGGAAAGUCUUGGGUAAAGAUUCCUUUUCUGCAAAUGAUUAUUCAUAUAUAA